This is a messenger RNA of Meleagris gallopavo (turkey), 1587 nucleotides long. RefSeq names its product phospholipase D family member 6 (gene PLD6). Lineage: Eukaryota; Metazoa; Chordata; Aves; Galliformes; Phasianidae. Gene Ontology annotation, cellular component: mitochondrion. The record is from RefSeq and is a predicted model, not a curated record. Gene Ontology annotation, biological process: piRNA processing. Gene Ontology annotation, molecular function: RNA endonuclease activity producing 5'-phosphomonoesters, hydrolytic mechanism.
UUGGGACGCUCGGGGCCCUGCCGUGGUGCCUGGAGCCGGGCCCGGCCGGUGGCGCUCGUUUGGUGGGAACGCGACGCGUCGUUUCCUGGAUGGAUCCGAUGCGAGAGGGACCCGUGCUCCCCGGUGUCCCGUGCUGGGCUCCAGCCGCAGGUUCGCCAGCAGCACUGUGCCCAGCUGCAGGGCGCUGCGUGCGAGCUGCGGCAUCGCGGCUGCCAAAUGCAGGGAUCCAGGUGCGUCACAACCAGGACGUGGCCUUCAUGCACCACAAGUUUGCCAUCGUGGACAAGAAGGUGCUCAUCACGGGCUCCCUCAACUGGACCAUGGAAGCCAUCCAUAACAACCAGGAGAACGUGGUGAUCAUGGAGGAUGCGGAGUAUGUGCGGCCGUUUCUGGAUGAGUUUGAAAGGAUUUGGGAGGAGUGCAACCCUGGCAACUACACUUUUUUUCCUAAAGAAAAUGAUUAAGCGGCUUCCCUGAGCUGGAGGGGCGUGGAACAGAUGGCAUUCAGGGGGUUUAUGACUAUCUAUAGCCAUCGAUGUAUUACCCAUCUGGUUGUAAUUUCGUUAAGUUCCUCCUGAGCUGAAGAGCUCUCUACCCUAAAUUGCCACAGGUGCCUCGUGUGCUAAACGGGCAGUAAUGACCCAGCUGAUGGGCUCUGUGAGGACACAAGCAAUGGGAUGCUGUGGGCAGGCUGGUUGCUGUGCCCUGCAGUGGGUGAGGUGAUGUUUGCACUGCGCUCAGGACUUGUGCAGGGAGAACCACUUGUGUUCUCCAGCUCGUGGUGCUGCGGGAUGGAGCUGUACCCUGAAGGGAGGGUUGUGAGGGCCGCAGCAAAACUGGCCCAGCAAAACUGGUGUAGGUGGAGUUGUCACUGUGGUUGUUCUUUUGUUUGCAUGAAUUAUUGACAGUUUGUGAAAGGAAAUCUGGGAAAUAGGAAGUUUUGGUUUGUGUAUGAGUUUCCUCUGGUUUGAGGUUAGUAGAGUUCCAGUGUAAAUGUGUGAGAGCAGAUAGCAGUGCCAGCUCAUUUCCUGCAAUGCAAUGCAGGGAGUCCCCAGAAAGAACUGAAGCUGUUUUGUGGGCACAGUUGGCCUCGUUUGAGGAGCAACUGCAGCUGCAGUGUAACUUGCAGCUUUGCCUGCAACUUUAUUUUUAGUGCAGCUGUGUUUGCUGAUCUAGUUAGAGCUUGAACUGCUCCCUACCAAUGCUGCACCUAGCAGUGUUAACAUGCCACUUUCUCAGACAAACUCCACAUCACCUGGAGUGUUUUGCACUGGUGGGUUGGUUGGUUCCAAGAUCCAAAUCACCAGAAGUUCCUGGAGAUCCACAGGGUGUUGUUUAGAUGUGGGGGUAACAUCACCAGAUUGAGGGUUUGUUCUGUUGUGUUGGAGAAAGUUGGCGUGGGUGUGGGGAGACAAAACCAUGCAUUAUAUCUGUGACAUAGCAGCAGGGGGAGGAGCUGAGUUUAUUCUGUAGUAAGUCUGGUUCAGCAGGUUUAAAUAUAUGUUCCUUUAAAUAUUUUAUUGUUAAAAUUAUACUUGUUGUGUUUUCUGUGUGAAACGUAACUAUAAAAGCAGACAGUUCACCCUG